This is a messenger RNA of Besnoitia besnoiti, 690 nucleotides long. RefSeq lists its product as uncharacterized. The record is from RefSeq and is a predicted model, not a curated record. The coding region runs from base 1 to 690 and encodes 229 amino acids. NCBI's taxonomy places the organism in Eukaryota, Apicomplexa, Conoidasida, Eucoccidiorida, Sarcocystidae. The transcript has 4 exons.
AUGGCGGAGCAGAGCGAAUGGGCCCGGAACCCCGACGCGAGCCAAACUGAGAAUGAGUUGCCGCUCAAAUCAAUCAAUACCGCGGAUAUCGAAGGGCCUGAAUUGCACUAUGCGGGCACCAACGUCAUCAGGGAAACGGUCAAGUCCCCAGAUGAAGUCAUCGAGGAAAUGAGAACGUGGCUGAAGUCUGGAGUUGCCCCCGAUGGCACCCGCAUGAUGACAGAAGAGGCGUGGCAAUGGCAUCAGGACUACUACCAAGUGACUGUCCGGUCGGAUAAACACCACGAGUGUCUGCCAGAAGGUUCUGGAGUCGACUACUACUACUGGGAGACUCCCUACCUGGCUCACGUCGGCAACAUGAAUCUGGUGAUGAUGCAUUCACAAGUCAAUCUCCCCGACGGCACUCACCUGCCUUGCGACCGGCUGAAAGCAGAAGCGCUUCAGUCCAAGCGACUGCGACAGCUAGCAGAGAAGCGAGUGGAGGUGCAGCGUAGGGAAGGAGAAGCGUUCGUCCGGGAAGCCAUGAACCCUCAUGCGCACAUGGGCGCACCUUUUCGUAAAGAGGGAUUGUACACGAAAAUCAUGUACCGACCAUUCCAUCGAACGGAGGAACGUACCGAAGUGGUGAGGGCACCCACCGUGGCGCUCCAGGCAAGAGCUGCAGAGGCAGCUCUGAGGGCCUCCGAGUAA